This is a messenger RNA of Condylostylus longicornis, 2391 nucleotides long. It is a transcript of the gene Men-b, whose product is annotated as NADP-dependent malic enzyme. The record is from RefSeq and is a predicted model, not a curated record. Gene Ontology annotation, cellular component: mitochondrion. Bases 178 to 2043 code for a protein of 621 amino acids. The transcript is spliced from 9 exons. NCBI's taxonomy places the organism in Eukaryota, Metazoa, Arthropoda, Insecta, Diptera, Dolichopodidae. Gene Ontology annotation, molecular function: malate dehydrogenase (decarboxylating) (NAD+) activity; NAD binding; malate dehydrogenase (decarboxylating) (NADP+) activity. Gene Ontology annotation, biological process: malate metabolic process; pyruvate metabolic process.
AAAAUUGUUUCAGUAUAAAUUUAUCGUUUUGCAGGAAGUUUUUGCUUAAAUUUCAGCUACCUAAAAUUAAUAUAUAAUUAGAAGAAAUAAAUAAAUUUUGGAAAUAAGAUAUUUAAGUAUAUUUUUAAUUAUACAUAAUUUAUCCUAUUGUGUUUAUCAACAAAUUAGGGGAACAAGAUGUUUUCAAACCGGGUGAACCAUGUUCGGAAUCUAGCCAACGCAAAGCUUUCUUGCCUUACGGAUACUUCCGUUUUAAGUGCACUACGAUUAGAUAAUCAGAAAAAAAAUAUAAGACAGUAUCAUGAAGUACAAGGUGACAUUAUUUGCCCAAACAUAGUCAAAGGAAUUGAUUAUAUAAAAGAUCCUCGAUUGAAUAAGGGGUUGGCAUUUACCCUUGAGGAACGCCAAAUUUUAGGUAUACAUGGAUUGCAACCUGCAAGAUUUAAAACUCAAGAAGAACAAUUAGAACUAUGCAAAAUAUCUGUAAGCAGAUAUACUGAAAAUCUUAAUAAGUACCUGUAUUUAUCCGAUUUAUCAGAUCGUAACGAAAAAUUAUUUUAUCGUUUAUUGGCUGAAAAUGUAGAAGAAUUAAUGCCAAUAGUUUAUACUCCCACCGUAGGUUUGGCAUGUCAAAAAUUUGGUUUAAUUUACAGAAGACCAAGAGGUUUAUUUGUCACAAUCAGGGAUCGCCACCACGUCUACGAUGUUCUGAAAAAUUGGCCUGAAAAUGAUGUCAGGGCUAUUUGUGUUACCGAUGGAGAGCGCAUUCUUGGUUUGGGAGAUUUGGGUUCAUGUGGAAUGGGUAUUCCUGUAGGUAAACUUGCUUUAUAUACUGCUUUAGCUGGCAUAAAACCUCAUAAAUGUUUGCCAAUUCAAAUUGAUGUUGGAACAAAUAAUAAGGAUCUUCUCGAAGAUCCACUUUAUGUUGGCUUAAGGCAGCCAAGAGUUACUGGAGCAGAAUAUGACGAAUUCAUUGAUGAAUUUAUGCAAGCCGUGGUGAAACGUUGGGGUCAACAUUGUCUCGUUCAAUUCGAAGAUUUUGGAAUAUCAAACGCUUUCAGAUUUCUUGAGAAAUAUAGAAAUUUAUACUGCACAUUUAAUGAUGAUAUACAGGGCACUGCCGCUGUAGCUGUAGCUGGGCUAUACGCAUCUGAAAGAAUAACAAAAAAAAAGCUAUCUGAUCAUGUUUAUUUAUUUGCUGGGGCAGGUGGUGCCUCACUUGGAAUCGCAGAUUUAACUUGUAAAGCUAUGCAACUUGAAGGAAUUUCAAUAGAGGAAGCUCGAUCAAAGAUUUGGAUGGCAGAUAUUGAAGGAUUGUUAACUACUGAUAGAAAUGUUACCCCACAGCAAAGGGUUUUUGCUAAAAGUCAUGAGCAACUAAAAAGUUUGGAAGAAAUUGUCAAUCAAAUUAAACCUACAGUUUUAGUUGGUGCUUCCGGUGCUCCCAACAUUUUCAAUGAGAAAAUUCUAAAAACAAUGGCAGCGAAUAACGAUCGGCCAAUUAUAUUUGCAUUGUCAAAUCCAACUACCAGAGCCGAAUGUACAGCUGAGUCAGCUUACAAAAACACUGAUGGUCGAGCUAUUUUUUCAUCUGGUUCACCAUUCGGGACUGUUGAACAUGGUUCGAAGGUGUUUAAACCGGGUCAAGGAAAUAAUGCCUAUAUAUUCCCUGGUGUAGCACUUGGUGUAAUUUGCACAGAAACUCAUCAUAUACCAGAUGAUAUGUUCCUAAUAGCUGCACAAGAACUUGCUCAAUUUGUAAGGCAAGAAGAUUUAGAUGCUGGUUCUCUUUAUCCGCCUUUGAGCAAGAUUCGUGAGGUUUCAAUGAAAAUUGCGAUCGGUAUUACCGAAUGUGCAUAUGCAAAAGGACUUGCUGCAACAUAUCCUGAACCAACCGAUAAGAAAAAGUGGCUUGAGGAACAGCUUUACAGUUUCAAUUACGAAUGUUCUUUACCAAUAACAUGGAAUUAUCCUGAACUGCCACCAAUUAAAACCCGAAAAUUAGAGCCUACAAAACUUUUUGACGACAAAAAUGAGGAGUAAGAGGAAGUACGGUCAAGUUACAGAAGUUUAAUUGAAGUUUUUCAAUCAAUGAUGUUGUGACAUAACAUACAUAGAGAGAUUCUUGGGACUCAAAAAUCGUCAAUUGAUUUUUAACGAUUUUUCCAGAAAAAAUUUACAUUAAAUUUUAUUUCGAUUGAUAUUUAAAAACAAAACUAAAAAAUUAAAAUAUUAAUUUUAAAUUACUAAAAUUUGCACUUAAAUAUUACAUUAUUUGAUUUUAUGGCCCUCAUGGAAGUAGAAUACAUACAUGCAUACGCAUACAUAUUGCUCAACUAUUUAUUUAUUCCGACUUCUUUUAACAAUUUAAAAAAUUUUCUUUAGUUUCAC